AUGUUUUUUUUUUCAUUUGAUGAAGAACAAAAAAUCCGAGAAGGUUAUUGUUUAGCUGACAUGUUCAAUAUUUUCGUCAUGGGAAAUCUGCUCUCUUGUGCUAACAUUCGAUUAGGAACACGAAUAAGUGAACCAAUCGAAAAGCGUAUCCCGGUUCAUCAUAAAUGUCGGAAUUGUGGUCGAAAAUGUGAUCCGUCAAGUCCUUCAAAUGAAUGUGUUCAUGCGAAAUAUACUCGAACUGGUACAAAAGAACAGCCAGCAAUAAUUCGAUCAAUCGUUCCUGACGACAGAGUGUCGUGGUCGACGCCACUUGACUAUAGUCCAAUUGAAUUUACGUCAGAAAAAGUUCUCAAAUCAACCAAAGAAUAUGUCGAUCGCGAUCCUCGAAAUGAUCCCAAUGUUGUCAUUCCAUGGAAUCAAGAUGAUCGCCUUUGCGAUCGACGAUCGUAUCACGGCAAAUAUGAAGUUGUUCGGGGUGUGCCAAAGAAUCCAUGCGGACGAACAGGACUUACUGGACGAGGACAUCUAGGUCAUUUUGGCCCGAAUCAUGCAGCUGAUCCUAUAGUAACACGGUGGAAACGUGAUCAAAAUAACGCGAGAGUUCGUCAUCCGACUAGCGGGCAACCGAUUUUGCAAUUCGUUUGUAUUCGUCGCAAGGAUACGAAUGAAUUCGCUAUUCCGGGCGGAAUGGUUGAAAAGAAAGAAAGAGCAACGGACACAUUGAGACGAGAAUUUCAUGAAGAAGUUCUGAAUUUUCCAGAUUUAGAUGAAAAUGAACGAGACACCUUAAUGACAACAAUAAAGAACAUCUUUGAAAAUGGUGGAACAAGAAUUUACUGUGGUUAUGUCGAUGAUCCAAGGAAUACUGAUAAUAGUUGGAUGGAAACGACAGUUUACAAUUUUCAUGAUGAAGAAGCGAAACAUCUUGCUUUGAUCAAUGUAAAUGCUGGUAGUGAUGCUACAGACGCAUUCUGGGAAGAUUUAGACUCGAAAAUGCCGCUAUUUGCAAGUCAUGCGGAUUUCCUUCGACGCGUUGCUGCUCUACACAACUCACAUUGGUAG
Molecule: messenger RNA, 1062 nt
Organism: Adineta ricciae
Lineage: Eukaryota; Metazoa; Rotifera; Eurotatoria; Adinetida; Adinetidae
Source: the annotation of a GenBank genome assembly